UUGUUUGCUUUGCGUUUUUUUUUUCAGAAACCACUCGAAGUGUCUCUUAGAGAUAAAUAUUUAAUAACAUAUUUAUUUGGAAAUGUCUAUGCAGUAAAACGAGCAGUAACAAAUUACUGUUAAACUGCAAAUCACCCCAAAGUGGAAAACCUCCAUUGUCAUAUAUUCAAGUAUCUAUAAUUCCAUUCUAAAAGUGAAUAGUAAAGCAAUAUUUUUAUGAAGAAUCGCAAACCAUAUUUCGAAAGAAGCUUUCCGUGUGAGUGUAAGUGCAGACAGAAAAACGAAGUGUAUAAAAAAAGCUAAAAAAUAAAAAAGUUCGGGAAGUUUGAAAAAUAUAACCUUAACACAGACAGAAGCGAGGAAAAUAAAAAGAAAGAUUUCAAACAAAUAUUAAAAAAACAAAAAACUACCAAGAAUAAGUUUUCCCCCUAGAGUUUUCUAUAUUUCUAACUUUCGGACAGUGUCUCACUCUCGCAAUAUAUAUUGCCUCUGUCUGUCUCUCUCUCUCUCUCUCUCUCUCUCUAUAUAUAUAUAUAUAUGUUCUAUCGGAAGUAAUCUCUGAUACAAAUAAAUGGCUAGUACUGUUUUGCUGGCUCCGAUAGAUAAUAUUAAAAAAUUUCUAAAAAACCGCCUGGAAUUUUAAAAGUUUAAUUACAAAUUUGACACAAACUUACAACAAAUGCAAAUAAAUCAAACUGCAAGCCGAACAAACAUGGCUGACUUUACAAACGAAACUUAUGUAGAGGAAUCUUCACUUGAUUUCCUCUUUAUUUUUAGGUCUAUAGCAAUGGUUGCUAUAAUGGUGUGCGCUGUUUUCGGGAACUUUCUGGUCAUAAUUAGCGUGUAUAAAUUCUAUCGUCUACGAGUGUUAACGAACUAUUUCAUUGUGUCAUUGGCGUUUGCAGACUUAUUAGUCGCUUUAAUGGUCAUGCCGUUUAGUGCUAGUAUCGAAAUCAUGAACGGCCAAUGGUUUUUCGGCCGUACUAUGUGUGAUAUAUUUAAUGCGAACGACGUUCUUUUCAGUACGGCUUCCAUUUUGCAUCUUUGUUGCAUCAGUAUGGAUCGUUACAUAGCUAUAAUGUAUCCGUUAAAAUAUGAUUGUCAUAUGACAAGGGUACGAGUAUUAGUGAUGCUCGUUAUAACAUGGGUGUCUUCAGUGUGUAUAUCUUACAUUCCAGUUCAUUCUCAGCUCUACACCACCAAAGAAAAUGUUUUGGAGCUGUACAAUGCAACGAACACGUGUCCGUUCGUAGUCAACACUCAAUAUGCAGUUAUGUCGUCUUUCGUUUCGUUUUGGAUACCUGGUGCGAUAAUGGUUUGUUUGUAUGUAAAAAUAUAUUUGGAAGCUCGCAGACAAGAGCACGCUAUUCAAUCGACAGUGAUGCUUCACACGAACUAUCAUAGUGGCCUAUUGGCCAACGGAAGUCGAUAUACGGAUACGUCAGAACAAAGAAAUGAACGAAAGCGAAUAAAGCGUGAACAUAAAGCAGCUAAAACGCUGGGGAUCAUAAUGGGCGCAUUUCUUGCUUGUUUUAUGCCGUUCUUCUCCUGGUAUGUAAUCACAAACAUCUGCCAAGAGGCUUGCCCUUAUCCCCCCGUAUUGAGUUCGACACUAUUCUGGAUCGGUUACUUUAAUUCCUGUCUAAACCCUAUAAUCUAUGCUUACUUCAAUAGAGACUUUAGAAAUGCUUUCAUCAAACUGCUCAAACUUGAAAAAUGCCGUUGUUUCCGGCAAGAUUCCGACGUCGUUCAUUUAAACUAUGCUACGAAUAUCUCAGACCACAAAGACAUGACAAGCGUUCAUCUAAGUGUAGACACCCGGAGGCAACCAGUAUAACUCCUUCUAAAAACUUAGAUGAAAUAUAACAAUGACUUUAAAAAAAAAAAAAAAAUAAAAUAAACCCACAGAAAAACAUUUUUUUUUUAAUCAAAAGAGGUAAAAUGUGUGCUAAACAUUAAGUGUGGUUUCGUGAAAUAUUUUUUUUUGUCUAUUCAUUUUGUCCUGUUUUUAUUUUCUUGUUUUUCUUUCAGUUAAACAAUGUCAGGAGUUUUUGGGUGAAAAGUAACAAAAUUCCCACCGACACAUUAUCUAAAGAUGGCAGUAUUGAAUUCUGAAUUCUGUUCUUCUUUGCAACGAUUUCCUUGAACUAUGGAAGUAAUACACAUAGACAACAACAACAACAACAACAAUAAUAAUAAUAAUAAUAAUAAUAAUAACAAUAACAAUAAUAAUAAUAAUAAUGACAAUGAUAAUGAUAAUGACAACAGCAACACCAACGAUUAUAAAAUGAACGCCAUUACAAAUACAUCCACUCUAAGAUUUCCCUUAUCCUCAAAGCUCAUUAAAAAAUUUGUGAGUAUUUGUGCAAAGCGGUGGUAUGAUCAAUACGCAUCAUAUAACGACUAUAAUGAAAAUGAUAUUUAAAAAAAGACAGUUCAAAAAAGAAGUGAAAGAAGAAAAUAAAUGAAAAUUAUAGCAACAAUA
This is a messenger RNA of Octopus sinensis (East Asian common octopus), 2485 nucleotides long. Its product is annotated as octopamine receptor beta-2R. Lineage: Eukaryota; Metazoa; Mollusca; Cephalopoda; Octopoda; Octopodidae. The transcript has a single exon. Gene Ontology annotation, molecular function: G protein-coupled receptor activity. Gene Ontology annotation, biological process: adenylate cyclase-activating adrenergic receptor signaling pathway. The coding region runs from base 680 to 1837 and encodes 385 amino acids. Gene Ontology annotation, cellular component: membrane. The record is from RefSeq and is a predicted model, not a curated record.